Messenger RNA from Solanum verrucosum, 1394 nucleotides. RefSeq names its product probable lysophospholipase BODYGUARD 4. The transcript has 4 exons. The record is from RefSeq and is a predicted model, not a curated record. The coding region runs from base 36 to 1325 and encodes 429 amino acids. Lineage: Eukaryota; Viridiplantae; Streptophyta; Magnoliopsida; Solanales; Solanaceae.
AGAUUUGAAAAAACGAAGCCCUAAAUCCCCAAAAUAUGCAGAAAAUCUCUGUAAAUUUCUCACAAAAAUGGCUACAAAUUUUAUCAGAGAUUCUCAUUUCAUCAGCGAGUGCAGUAGUUUUCUUAUUUCUCGAUUUGCUCGAUGCUAUUUUCUGCGUUUUCUUCAAAUUGAUUGAUGAAUUCAUCGAAGGUAAAAGUUCGGGUUGUUACUGUUCCAUAGAAAAUGAAGAAGAAGAAGAAGAAGAAGAAAAAAGUGAUAGUGAUAAUGAAUUGUCGAAUACUCUUUAUAAACGGAGAAAUUUAUUCCGGGGAAUUGGAUUUCGCCGGAAUGUUACUAGUCGGAGAAAAUUGAAUGAAAAUGUGAGAUGGUCUGAUUGUUCUUGUGAGAAUUGUGUUUCAUGGAUGAGUAAUAUUGCAGGGGAAUUGAAGCUUCAUGUUGUUGUCAAAGAAAUUCACCAAGUUAACUUAGAGGAUUUCAAAGGCAAGAGAGCAGAAAAUAUAGUAUUUUUACAUGGUUUUCUCUCAUCAUCCACAUUCUGGACAGAGACAAUUUUUCCCUAUCUAUCUGAAGAUACAAUGCAGAAAUACAGAUUGUUAGCAGUUGACCUAUUGGGAUUUGGAAAAAGUCCAAAACCAAACAAUUGCUUAUACACAGUUAAAGAUCAUGUUGAAAUGAUUGAGAGUUCAGUGAUUCAACCAUUUGAGUUGAAUUCAUUUCAUAUCGUUGCACAUUCAAUGGGAUGUGUAGUGGCAUUAGCUUUAGCUGCAAAACAUUCUCAUUCUGUCAGAUCAAUCACCUUGAUAGCACCACCUUAUGUCACUUCAACAAAGGAGGAUGUUAGUUUAACAGCACUUAACAGACUUGCAGCAAGAAGAUUGUGGCCACCUUUGUUAUUUGGUUCAUCAUUUAUGUCUUGGUAUGAACACUUGGGUAGAUGUGUAUGUUACAUCAUCUGCAAAAACCACAGAGUUUGGGAAGGAAUCCUCAAGUUACUCACUUGGAAUAGGAACCUACAUUUUAUGGCAAUUGACUUGACUAGGCACACUCAUCAUUCAGCUUGGCACACAAUGCAUAAUGUAUUAUGUGGUGGAGCAAAGUUUAUGGAUAAAUACUUGGAAACUUUGAAUAUAGCCAAGGUGAAAAUCAAUGUUAUUCAAGGUAGUAGGGAUCAAGUAGUGCCAAUGGAAAGUGGCAACAAUAUAAAGAUGAAAGUGCCAAAUGCAGAGGUGAAAAUUGUUGAUAAUGCAGAUCAUACUUCUAUAGUUAUAGGUAGAGAAAGAGAGUUGUGUAAUGAUUUAGAGAAGUUAUGGGGGUCAAUAUGUUGAGAGAUAGGAACUCAACUUCUUGAUUUUGAUUUGUAAUGAAGAUACAAUUUGUUCUUUUGUAAUGGCAUU